Molecule: messenger RNA, 1931 nt
Organism: Xiphias gladius (swordfish)
Lineage: Eukaryota; Metazoa; Chordata; Actinopteri; Istiophoriformes; Xiphiidae
Gene: tma16
Product: translation machinery associated 16 homolog
Exons: 7
Coding region: 109-717 (202 amino acids)
Cellular component (GO): nucleus
Source: RefSeq, a predicted model, not a curated record
GGUGUUGUUCGCCCCGCAACACACCCGGACAUAGUUUGAUGACGGACCAAACCGCUUCCGGUGCAGUUGUCAACAGAGCAGCACGACGCGUGUUUCCGAACCGUUAAAAUGCCGAAGGUUCAGAAAGGGAAAGCGUCGGAGAAAGUCGUUCACCCGUUCAGCAGGAAAGCUGCUUACCUCGCCCGAGAAGACAUCAGACUAAGAAGGAAAGAAAGGCAGAAAAAUGACAAAGCCACGCGUCUGAGCAGCAUAGGAGAGAAGCUGCUGUGGUUUCAGGGACAGUUGGAUCCAGUAAAGACAACCUACACCAGAAAAGAUGCCUGUGACAUUAUCGAGAGGUACCUGCAGAGGUUUGACUCUGAACUGGAGCAGAUUGAGUUGAUGAACGGGAUCAAAGGUCGUCAGGGUCGUCUCCACGGGGCCAGAGAGGCUGUCAUCAAAACCACCAUUGAGCGGGAGCGAGCGCAGUAUGAGGGCAUUGGAUUUGAGAUCCCAGACAUUAUCAAUGCAAAGCAUCUGAAAACCUUCAGGGAGUGGACUGGCGAUCUGAAGAAACUUCCGAAUAUCAAACUGCGAAAGGUGUCUAACAAAGGUCUGGACACGAAGAAUGAAGGACAGGAGAAACGUGAGGCAGACGAAGACGAUGAUGAGGAUGACGACAAUGAUUUGGAUGAUGAGCAGGCGGACGAGACGGUUCUGAUGUCGGACUCAAACUGAGGCCCUUCAUAUUCGACCAUGUUUUAGUGCUAAAGCUUCAGUCGUCCAUUCAGGACAACUGAACAUCAGACGGCCUUCAACAGAGACAUUGUAGAAAAACUGUUUGCGUACCUGUGUGAGAAAAUUCUGCUACUUCAUUACUAUCCAGAAGAUGGCGCCACAACCUCAGAGACGGAAAGCAAAAUUUUUAUCAGUCUGACCUCCUUCUCAGUCUUCCUGAUGCUCAGUAACUUAACACCAGCCUGUGAGGGGUUCUACAUUCAUUGUUUAUUACACAAACAAAUAUGCAUUUUAUGUAACCUGAAUAAUCCAUUUUAUCCAAUCAGAGAUAGAAAAAAGGUUUUGACAAAGAUGUUGAGUGCUCUAAUGUUGUGGUCAAAAUAAGAUAGAUAGAAUAUUGUGUUUUCCAUGACUUGACGGUGACGCUGGUAAAAAAAAAAAAAAAAAAAAAACAAAUUAAACCUGUAGAAAAGUGGACAAGUAUAAACAGCAGUUGCCUUUAGCAGAUUGACCAGUCAGUCACUCACACUGUGUCAUUUCAAAUUGAGAAAAAUCUCAUGUAAAACAUGAACAAAUGGCAACCGUGAAAGCUCUAGUUACGCUAAUGUAUCAGUAACGGUCCUCGCAGAGCGGGACCACAUAAAGCUGCAAACUGUCAGAAGAAAAUAUCAGAAACAACUGGGCUACUUGAGAUUUGCUAUUUUAAGAAAUACUCAAAACUUUCCAAUGACAGUAAAUGACUUUUCAAAACAUCACAUUUUUAGAUAUCAGGCUGAGCUAAAGAUACAGUUUAAAUAUUUGUUUCUCUAUUUAUAAUAUCGAACUCUUUGGUGUCUGAAGACCUGAUUGUCCAAAGGGAUAGUAAAGGCCUCAGUGUGCUUCAAACGAAAAACCUUGUUAGAUUGUCUCACAGCAUCUAAAGUCACACAGCAAUAGUCCAGAUGUGUGGAGGUGUGUGCAGGCUUUGAACUUCUUUCGAGCUUUUUUUUUUUCUUCACUGACUGAGUGCAACGCUACGAAUGACUGUGAAGAGAGCUCUUGCAUGUCGCUGUUAGAUGAGCGUAGCCGCGUGGACAAACUGUGAACACUUUUUUUUCUUCAGACGUGGUCGUACAUACUACUUUUUGUAACCUUUCCGCGGCCUUUAAGACCUUGUAAAAGCUUCUAACAGUGUCAGAAUAUAUAUUAUAUUAUAAUAAAAUAUUUUGGGCAGG